AUGUCCAAAGGGUGCAAUUCAUCUACUGAAGCUUAUAUUGUGAGCCAUAACUUGAUCCUAUCUCAUGCUACUGCUGUUAAGCUCUAUAGGGAGAAGUUUCAGGUGACUAAACAAGGUGGACAAAUUGGAUGGUGUCUUGAAGGUCAGUAUCAGUACAUUGAGCCUUAUUCAGAUACAUCAGAAGACAAAACUGCAGCAAGAAGAAUUUUAGACUUUGAACUUGGAUGGUUAGCACAACAGUAUACGUACGGAGAUUAUCCGAAGGUUAUGAGACAUUUGGUCAAGGAAAGGCUACCCUGUUUCACCGAAGAAGAGAAAAGCUUAGUCAAGGGUUCCUUCGAUUUCAUUGGUAUCAACUAUUAUACCACAAGAUAUGGUAAAAACGAUCCAGCGAGUCAAGCUAACGACGAUUUAGCUACAUCAAGUGAAACAAAUGCAAAUGGAGUCUUAAUCGGUCCUCCUGCUGAAGGAAGCGUCUACAUCUUCUCAUAUCCACAAGGUCUUCAAAAGCUUUAG
Molecule: messenger RNA, 516 nt
Organism: Fragaria vesca subsp. vesca
Lineage: Eukaryota; Viridiplantae; Streptophyta; Magnoliopsida; Rosales; Rosaceae
Product: beta-glucosidase 27-like
Exons: 5
Coding region: 1-516 (171 amino acids)
Source: RefSeq, a predicted model, not a curated record